Messenger RNA from Mercurialis annua (annual mercury), 2380 nucleotides. Its product is annotated as ABC transporter G family member 21. Gene Ontology annotation, cellular component: membrane. The coding region runs from base 137 to 2140 and encodes 667 amino acids. The record is from RefSeq and is a predicted model, not a curated record. NCBI's taxonomy places the organism in Eukaryota, Viridiplantae, Streptophyta, Magnoliopsida, Malpighiales, Euphorbiaceae. The transcript is spliced from 5 exons. Gene Ontology annotation, molecular function: ATP binding; ATP hydrolysis activity; ABC-type transporter activity.
AUGAGCAGUAGUAGUUGCCAUGGCUAUAUGAUGGAUCACACCCAACUCCACUUCUCGUGCCUUCUUCCUCACUUUAUAAUCAAACCAUCACACCUUCUCUUCUUCCAUCCAACUUCUUCUUCAUUUCUUUCAUAAGAUGUCCCCUCCGCAACAAACCAAUCCUCCGACAGAACCCGUCUCUGCUUACGCUAAUCUUUCCGUUUCAUCGAUUAAUCCGAACCCGUCUUCCCAAAAUCAUCAAACUCCUGGUAAUCAAGAACAAACCAAAUCAAGAUUCUCCGUUUUACGUGAAUCUUCACGUCCUGUCACCCUCAAGUUUGAAGAUGUCGGAUACAGCAUCAACUUGUCCCAAAAAAGUAGCUUUUGCUCUUCAAAUGAGCCAAAAUCAAAAAGAAUUAUUCUCAACGGUGUCAGUGCAGUAGUCCGUCCCGGCGAGCUUUUAGCAAUGUUAGGCCCGUCAGGGAGCGGCAAGACGACUCUGUUAACCGCUCUCGCCGGCCGACUACCGGGAAAAGUUUCCGGCACUAUAAGAUACAAUAACCAACCGUUUUCUAGCUCCAUGAAGCGCAGAACCGGUUUUGUAGCCCAAGAUGACGUGUUAUAUCCACAUUUAACCGUUAUAGAAACUAUGACAUACGCUGCUCUUUUGAGACUGCCCAAUAAGCUGACGACCCGAGAAAAAGUGGAGCAGGCUGAGUUGGUUAUAAUGGAGCUCGGGUUAACCCGGUGUAGAAAUAGUAUCAUUGGUGGGGCUUUGCUUCGAGGUGUUUCGGGUGGGGAAAGAAAACGGGUCAGUAUUGGUCAAGAAUUGUUGGUUAACCCGAGUUUGUUGUUACUUGAUGAACCAACUUCGGGUCUUGAUUCUACGACGGCGCAGCGUAUUGUUGCCACCUUAAAAGGACUUGCUCGCGGUGGUAGAACGGUUGUAACCACCAUUCAUCAGCCUUCGAGUCGGCUUUAUAGAAUGUUUGAUAAGCUUGUGGUGUUGUCGGAUGGUUGCCCCAUUUACAGCGGAGAUGCGGGUCGGGUUAUGGAAUAUUUUGGGUCAAUUGGUUAUGAACCUGGCUUUAAUUUUGUCAAUCCCGCUGAUUUUCUGCUUGAUCUUGCUAAUGGUAUAGUUCCCGACUCAAAACAAGAUGCUCAGUUAGAGGUCCAUGUCAGAAUAGACCAGCAUGAGGAUCAAAAUUCAACAAAACAAUCUUUAAUUUCAGCUUACAAGAAGAAUUUAUAUCCUGCAUUGAAAGCUGACAAUCGUAGAAAUUUUCAGGACCUGGUUCCUUCUUCAUUAGCAGGAACUCAAUCACCAAGAAAUUCUGAGAACCAAUGGACGACGACGUGGUGGCAGCAAUUCAGGGUAUUGCUAAGGAGGGGAUUACAAGAAAGGAAGCAUGAAUCAUACUCAGGAUUAAGGAUUUUCCAAGUUAUGACAGUUGCUCUGCUUUCAGGACUCUUAUGGUGGCAUUCUGAUACUUCUCAUAUACAAGAUCAGGUGGGACUGCUCUUUUUCUUCUCCAUCUUCUGGGGAUUCUUCCCUCUAUUCAACUCCAUAUUCACCUUCCCUCAAGAACGUCCAAUGCUAAUAAAAGAACGUUCAUCCGGAGCAUAUCGUCUCUCAUCCUAUUACUUCGCCCGAAUGGCCGGCGACUUACCGAUGGAGCUCGUUCUCCCCACAAUUUUCGUCACCGUCGCCUACUGGAUGGGCGGACUCAAGCCAUCCCUAAUCACCUUCAUUCUAACACUCUUAAUCAUCCUCUUCAACGUGUUAGUCUCACAAGGCUUCGGACUAGCCCUCGGCGCCGUGUUAAUGGACGUCAAACAAGGCACCACGUUAGCCUCGGUGGCCAUGCUGGUGUUUCUGCUCGUCGGCGGUUACUAUAUUCAGCAGAUUCCGGGGUUCAUAGCGUGGCUGAAGUACGUGUCGUUUAGUCAUUACUGCUAUAAGCUACUGGUGGGUGUUCAGUACUCGGAGGCGGAGGUUUAUGACUGUGCGGCGGGGAUGCAUUGUAGGGUGAUGGAUUUUCCGGCGAUAAAGUACUUGGGAGUUGCUAAUAAGUGGUGGGACGUGGCUGCGCUGUCGGUUAUGUUGGUGGGUUAUAGGGUUUUGGCUUAUGUUGCUCUGAGAAUGGGACAACCUCACUGACUAUAAGAUUUAGUUUGAUGUUUGAUGUAGGAGUAAGAAAAUUGUUUUGUUAGGUUAAUUAUGUUUAACUUGGUUAAUUUUAGUGUGAAGCUUUAUAAGAAAAAUGUUGAUGUUUUAGUUUGAAGAAGUGUUAAUUAAGUGUAAAUUGGAUUCGGAUUGUCUGAAACCUUGUUACAGUUGUUGUAGUGGACAGUUAUGAUCCAUGUUUCUUCUAUAAAUUUAUAGUCAUAUAUUUUGAUA